Terrapene triunguis (Three-toed box turtle) is the source of this 2760-nucleotide messenger RNA. RefSeq names its product integrin alpha-D-like. The record is from RefSeq and is a predicted model, not a curated record. Gene Ontology annotation, biological process: integrin-mediated signaling pathway; cell-cell adhesion; cell-matrix adhesion. Lineage: Eukaryota; Metazoa; Chordata; Testudines; Emydidae. Gene Ontology annotation, molecular function: integrin binding. Gene Ontology annotation, cellular component: external side of plasma membrane; integrin complex.
CACGUUCCAUAGACACCCCUCACCCAGCGCAGGAUGGACCCCCUGCCUCUGAUCCUCUACCUGUGUGCAGUGCUGGCACCGAGCCGUGGAUUCAGCGUGGACGUGGAGGGACCCAUCACCUUCCAGGAGGCAGCAGAGGGGUUUGGGCAGAGCGUCUUGCAGUUCGGGAAUUCCAGCACUGGAGGGCUGAUUGUUUGGGCCCCGCCGCAGACAGGAAACGUGAAUGAAACCGGCAAAGUCUACAAGUGUGACCCGGGCUCCAGAUGCUGCCAGGAGAUCCCCAUCCAGAGGACCCCUGGUGCCAUGAACAUGUUCCUUGGUUUGUCUCUGGCUGCUCGAGGCUCCCAGUUCCUGGUAGAGGGGUACCCCAUGGUGCACCGGGUCUGUGGGGAGAACAUGUAUGUCAGUCACUACUGCUUCCCUCUGCAGCAGAGCUUCUGGCAACUCCAGCCCAUCCUGGACACCCAGCCAGGUUAUUCAUCUCAGGUCAUCACAGCCAACGGGCAGAGCACCUACAUGGUCGGGGUCCCUCUAUGCCCAGGCACCGGCAAAGUCCUCCUGUUCAGCAGAGAUACCAAGGGUGGGGAAUGGACACCCGGAUCGGAGCUGUUGGGAGAGCAGGUAUGGGGAGUGUUACAGAUUGGCUCGCGUUUCGGGAGUACACUGUGCGCUGUGGACCUCGACAGAGAUGGGAACACGGACCUGGUUCUAAUCGGAGCCCCUUUGUACCAUACACCUCUGAAUGGAGGACGCGUCUAUAUCUGCCCGAUUAACUUGCCGGGGACGACGAUGAUCUGCACCAAGACACUACAUGGGCAGACGGGGGAAGUGUCUGGGCGCUUCGGGGCCAGCAUGUCUGAAAUCGGGGACAUCAGCGGGGACGGACAGACGGAUGUGGCCAUCGGGGCUCCCAUGGAGAAUGACAAUCAUGGGGCCUUGUACAUCUUCCAUGGGGAAAAGGGAGGCCUCAGUCCCCAGUACAGACAGUGCAUAGUGGGGUCACAGUUUCCCAGCAAGCUGCACUACUUUGGCCAGGCUGUCAGUGGCGGGACAGAUCUGACGGGUGAUGGACUGCCGGACAUCGCAGUGGGGGCACAAGGGGAGGUCCUGCUGCUGAGGUCCCGGCCGGUGCUCAGAGUCGGGGUCUCCAUCAGCUUCCAGCCCCCCACGAUCCCCACCUCGGCCUUCGACUGCCAGGGGCAGGAGCAGCUCAACACAGAGGCCAGCAGAGCAGAGGUCUGCUUCACCGUCACUAAGAUCACCAUGGACAGCCUAGGUGACAGGAUCUUCAGCACUAUCCAGUACAGCCUGGCCCUGGACUCCGGGCGGACAAAGAUCCGAGUCGCCUUCGACUCCACCGGCCCUGUCCUGAGCAGGGAGCUGCGGCUCGGCAUCGAGAAGAAAUGUGAGAUGUACCGGAUAACAAUACCUCUCUGUCCCGAAGACAUUCUGACCCCCAUCACCCUACGCUUCAACUACACCCUGACGGGGGAGCCCAUCGCUGCCGCCGGUGGCCUCAGACCCAUCCUGAAUGAGGACUCUGUGCUGGUGUCUGCAGGCUCGCUCCCGUUUCAGAAGGACUGUGGCACGGAUGGCCGCUGCGAUGACCAGUUAGCAGUCUCCUUCAAUUUCUCUGGCUUGAGCACCCUGGUGGUGGGGGUCGCCCCUGAACUGAACACCACCUUCUCCAUCCAGAAUCACGGGGAGAAUUCCUACAGCACCAGGGUGCAGUUCUUCUACCCGGCCGCGCUGUCCUACCGCCGGGUCCUGCUGCUCCAGUCUAACAGGAGGGCCAUGGCCAUUAAAUGCAGCUCAGCAGAGGGCUCAGAGGAACAAUCUCAAAGGAACAGCACCUGCCACAUCAACCACCCCAUCUUCUGGAGCGGGGCCGAGGCCGUCUUCGUUGCCACCUUCGACGUCUCUUCUGAGGCUGACCUGGGGGACAGGCUUCAGAUCACGGCCAAGGCCAGCAGUGACAAUGGUGGCCCCACCACCGAGCGCAUGAUUCACCGGGCGGAGCUGCCGGUAAAGUACGGCAUCUUCAUUAUCCUCACCAGACUUGAGUCAACCAAGUACAUCAAAUUCUCCUCCAAGGAGUCGGGGACAAGUGUGCCAGUGACACAUCGGUACGAGGUCAAGAACCUGCGGCAGCGAAGCGUCCCCAUCUCGGUCACGUUCCAGUUCCCCGUGGAGCUGAGCGGGAUCCGGGUGUGGGACGCCUCUGAGGUCGUUCCCUCCAAGCCCCAGCUGGCUCAGUGCACCAGUGAGGCUGAAACGCCAGGUUCAAAGGACUUUGUGAAGCAGAUGAGCGAGCGCCCCCUGCUGAACUGCUCCGUGGCCACCUGUAAGAAGAUCCGGUGCAGAAUCGCCUCCCUGGAAAUGCAGCAGCCGCUGGAGUUCAUGAUCAAAGGGAACGUCAGCUUCCAGUGGGUCUCCCAGACUCAGCAGCAGAAAGUGAGUCUGGUGAGCAAGGCCCGGAUUGAAUACGAGAAGAAGAAAUACACCCAGAAGGAGGGAUUCGUCCAGCGCCAGGUGCAGACGGUGGUGGAGCGCUCCGAGGUCUAUAACUACCUGCCCAUCAGUGUGGGUAGCAGUGGGGGCCUGAUCCUGCUGGGUCUCAUCACCGCAGCCCUCUAUAAGUUCAGCUUCUUCAAGCGCCAGUACAAGCAGAGGAUGAAGGACGCUGUGGAGGGCGAGGGGCCUCUCCUGACCCAGAGUGCAACCACUGGCAACUCCCCUGCUUCCAAUGCCCCCAAAUAA